AUGGCCUGGGCCCUUGGAUUGGCUUGUUCGCCUCAAAUGUCUGAGUCCACGCUGCAAGCGACUGGAGUCAUUGCUUUGGUCGUGACCUGCAAGCGCAAUCGGUAUCGCUUCCAGAAGGCAAUUCUAUAUAAUGUCAAUACCUGCCAUGGAGCUGCAUGGAAGACCAACUAUACUCUUGUAUAA
Molecule: messenger RNA, 183 nt
Organism: Penicillium antarcticum
Lineage: Eukaryota; Fungi; Ascomycota; Eurotiomycetes; Eurotiales; Aspergillaceae
Exons: 1
Coding region: 1-183 (60 amino acids)
Source: RefSeq, a predicted model, not a curated record